Messenger RNA from Blepharisma stoltei, 297 nucleotides. NCBI's taxonomy places the organism in Eukaryota, Ciliophora, Heterotrichea, Heterotrichida, Blepharismidae. The record is from the annotation of a GenBank genome assembly.
AUGAUAUACUUAGCUUGGUGCUGACCCUUUGAAGACCAAGUUUUACAGAUAACCAACUUAGUGACUGAAAUAUUGAUUUUCUUAAUAAUGAGCGCUACAACUGCUUAUUUAUUUAAUUCUGAGCAAGAAGUUAUGGAAGGGAUUGAGGAUUCUAUUAUCAUAAUUGUCCUAGUUAUUAUAGCAAUUCAAACAAUUUCUUCAAUAAUUAUUUUUUCUAAAACUUUAUAUCAAGUUAUAAAAGAAAAACUUGUGAAGUCAGGAAUUGUCAAAGAAAACAAUAAUCCGCAAUGUAAUUAA